CCUAUGGCAAGGCACCACUUCCAUACCAUUGAGAAACAGGUUUGAUGGCCUCAGUGACAGGUUUUAACGUCCCUGUCCUGUGCCACUCCGUCACCCUGUCUCCUGAUCACAGUUAACACUAUAACUCACUAUAGCGCUCUGGAUAGCCUACAGAAUAUUUACAACAGAGAAAAGUGCAAUAAUGUGGUAGUUGUUAGUUGGUCGUUGGAAUGCAAUUUUCUGGAGUUUAUUUCGGAUUGAUAAUCAUUUUCAUCGUCACUCAAGGCUCCAAGAAUCCUUCUAUUAUAAGAGCUGGUACGGCAAGAAAUCUGAUAUGGCAGAGCUUUCCUCUUACCGGUGGACAAUACUGGGUGUCUUCCUUGUCUGCCUCACGCUUGUUGGAAGCCUGCUCAUCUAUUGGCCUUCCCUUUUGAACACAUUUCACGGACCAAAGCAGACCCAAUCAAGUAGCCCUGUUAAUGUCACCAAAACCACCACUGUCCUGAUUUGGUACUGGGGGUUUGGAUUUAAUCAGGGCAUAAGGAAAAAUGUGUGCAAAGAAAGGUUUGGCAUACCUAACUGUAUUUUGUCAGAUGAUCGAUCAUUGUUCCCUUCGGCAGAUUUUAUUGUCUUUCACAACCGUGAGCUGAUCACUGGACAACAGAGGCUGCCAUUACAUUUACCCCGCCCACAAAAUCAGGGGUGGGUGUGGUUCUCCAUAGAAAGCCCAGCCCACAAUGGCAAUUUGAAGCGUUUUGCUGGCAAGUUUAACUACACCAUGUCUUAUAGGCUUGAUGCAGACUUCUUUAUGCCAUAUGGCUGGUUGGUACCACACGAUGUUGGACCUGGAAUGACAGUUCAUGAUUUUAUACCAAAAGACAAGUCUCAUUUGGCUUGCUGGAUUGUGAGCAAUUAUGCAGCCCAUCAUAGGCGAACACGGGUAUACAAUCGACUAAAACAAGUCAUUAAAGUGGAAGUGUAUGGAGGGGCAGUACACAGACGCUUGAAUAGCAAAGACAAGCUGCCCACCAUAUCUCACUGCUACUUCUACCUGGCCUUUGAGAACUCUGAAUUCCAAGACUACAUCUCGGAGAAGUUAUGGAGCAAUGCCCUCCAAGGAGGCGCUGUGCCGGUAGUUUUAGGUCCAUCUCGUAAGAACUAUGAGGCCAUGAUACCAAAAGAUUCCUUCAUUCAUGUGGACGACUUCAGUUCUGUAGAGGAGCUUGGACAAUUCUUGAAGCAGGUUGCAGAGGACAGGGAACGCUAUGCGUCAUAUUUCAAAUGGAAACUGAACUACACAGUGGCACACACAAGCAACUGGCUGGUGGAGCCUCAGUGCAGAAUUUGCACAAAAAUCAACACGUUACAAAGACCCAAAGUUUAUAGUGAUUUACAGUCAUGGGAAAACAAAUGAAAUCAGACAGAAAAAGUGCAAGUCAUUUACCUUGACUAUUACAUUGUUUUUUAGGCCUGGGACUUCACACGAUUAAUUUAGAUUAAUUAAUUACACAUACUGUACAUUACCGUGAUUAAAAAAAUUAACUAAU
Messenger RNA from Engraulis encrasicolus (European anchovy), 1526 nucleotides. Its product is annotated as alpha-(1,3)-fucosyltransferase 7-like. Gene Ontology annotation, molecular function: alpha-(1->3)-fucosyltransferase activity. The coding region runs from base 314 to 1393 and encodes 359 amino acids. NCBI's taxonomy places the organism in Eukaryota, Metazoa, Chordata, Actinopteri, Clupeiformes, Engraulidae. The transcript has 2 exons. Gene Ontology annotation, cellular component: membrane. The record is from RefSeq and is a predicted model, not a curated record.